AUGGGUUUUAGAAAAUUGUUGACAUUCUUCAUCUUCCUGUUGUUGUUGAUAAUCCCAUCUUACUGUAAUGCUUCUGAGAAAGUUUCAGUGGCUCUCUACUAUGAAACUCUGUGUCCAUAUUGUGCAGAUUUCAUAGUCAACCAUCUGGUCAAGCUCUUCCAGAAUGGUCUCAUCUCCAUCAUCAACCUCAGGCUGGUCCCCUGGGGCAACGCUUGGCUCAACUCUGACGGCUCCUUCAGCUGCCAGCAUGGAUCAGAUGAAUGUUUGCUCAACACAAUUGAGGCCUGCACCAUUUCCAUCUAUCCUGAUGUGAACCGGCAUUUUGCAUUCAUCCACUGCGUUGAGCGCCUUAGCUUGCAGGGCAGACACAGUGCAUGGGCCAAUUGUUUUGAAAUGACUAGAUUAGGCACUACCCCUAUCGAUUGCUACAACAGUGGAAAUGGCAAUCUGAUUGAAGGAGAAUAUGGUAGGGAAACUGCUCAGAUUAAACCCCCACUUAGAUUUGUGCCAUGGAUUCUUGUGAACAAUCAACCACUUCAAGAGGAUUAUGAAAAUUUUAUGGCCUACAUAUGCAAGGCUUACAAAGGCAAACCUCCGGAAGCUUGCAGAUCAGUCCGUUUUACGACUGAAUCAAUGGGGAAAGAAAAACUGGUUCCUCAAGUUUGUCGUGCAAGCGAAGGAAGAAACUCUUCAUAUUAUCAGAAGCACCAGCACAGAAAGCCUCUGCACAUAGCAGGCUCUCAAAUCUCUAACUCAACAAUGGCUUCUGCUUAUCUGUUCUUCACUUCUCUCAUUGCCUGUUCUAUUUUCUUGACCACAUUUUCAUCUGAUGCUGCAGAAAAUGGCAGAUUUGGAGUUUCUAGGAUUGAAGCUCAGAAAGUUACUCUCUCAGUUUACUAUGAAACUCUAUGCCCAUUUUGUGCUACUUUCAUCGUCAAAAAUCUUGCUCAAAUAUUUGAUAACAAUCUCAUCACCAUUCUCAAUCUCAGACUGGUUCCUUGGGGAAAGGCAUCUACCAAUUCAUCUCAGAACUCCACUGUUUGUCAGCAUGGGCCAGAUGAGUGCAGGCUAAAUUCUGUGGAAGCAUGCGCCAUCAAUGUUUUGCAUGAUGUGAACAAGUAUUUUGCUUUGAUUUACUGCAUAGAAUUUCUGGCCAUUGAGGGAAGGCAGAAGGAAUGGCAAACUUGUUUCAGUUCGUUGGGGUUGCCUUCAAAACCCAUCUUGGAUUGCUACAAAAGUGGAAAUGGAACAAAGAUUGAACAAAACUAUGCUAAUGAAACCAUGCACCUCAAUCCGCCUCUUAAGUUUUUACCAUGGCUAGUUCUGAACAACCAACCAAUUGGAAAUGACUAUAUGUCUCUCAAAAAAAUUUAG
Prunus armeniaca (apricot) is the source of this 1374-nucleotide messenger RNA. Lineage: Eukaryota; Viridiplantae; Streptophyta; Magnoliopsida; Rosales; Rosaceae. The record is from the annotation of a GenBank genome assembly.